Molecule: messenger RNA, 1448 nt
Organism: Eurytemora carolleeae
Lineage: Eukaryota; Metazoa; Arthropoda; Copepoda; Calanoida; Temoridae
Product: histone-lysine N-methyltransferase, H3 lysine-79 specific
Exons: 4
Coding region: 1-1431 (476 amino acids)
Source: RefSeq, a predicted model, not a curated record
AUGCAGCCUAGUACUGUUGUGAAGGAGUCUAGUGGAAGGAGUGGAGAGAAGGUGGUGUCCAGUGGAAGGAGUGGAUGCAGUGUGGAAGGUGGAGAUGGUUGGACGGAUGUCAAGAGGAAGAGUGUGAGAAGGAGUCUCUUUGAGAGUGAGUCUGCCCUGAGGGAGGAGGAGUUUCCUUCUCUUGGAUUGGAGAAGAAGACUGAGAAGAUGGGGUGGAAGGAGUUGAAGAAGAGGAGAGAGGAGGAGAAGAAGGAGAAGAAGCUGAGAGAGGAGAAGAAGAGAGAGAGGAAGUUGGAGAAGCAGAUGGAAGAGAUGGAGAUGCGGGAGGAUAAGGAGAGGAAGGAAGUGGAGAGGAAGAGAGAGGAGAGGAAGGUGUGGAAGACGAGUGUGCCAGCAGAGGUAGAUGGAUGGACUGCUGUAAAGGGCAGGAGUAAGAGAAGGAGUGAGGAGAGUUCUGGUCUCAGUGAGGAGGAGUACCCUUCCUUUGAGAAGGAGAAGACAGAGAAGGAGAAGAAGGUGUUAAAGAAGCUCUUUGAGGAGAGGAGGAGAGAGAAGUGGGCUAGGGAGGAGAAGAAGAGAGAGAAGAAGAUGGAGAAGCAGCUGGAGGAAGAGAAGAAAGAGUUGGAGAGGCAGAGAAGAAGGAGGACAGUGGAAGUGAGAGAAGGAUUACUGCUGGCUUUAAGAGAGGGAGGAAGCAGAGCAGUGAGGAGAGAGAGGUGGAGCAGAUUAUGUCAGAUAAUCUGCUGGAGCCUGAGAAGGAGAAGAGACCCCAGAGGAAGAGCAAGAAAGUGGAUACUUGUACUGAUCUCUUCCUCUGACAGUGGCAGUGAGAGAAGUAGUUCUGCUGGCUUUAGGAAGCAGAGGAGGAAGCAGAGCAGUGAGGAGAGAAAAGUGUCAGAUAUCUUUCUUUCAUCCAGCUCUUGCUCUGAUGAUGAGAAGAAGACACCUCAGAAGAUGAUUAUGUCAGAUAAUCUGCUGGAACCUGAGAAGGAGAAGAGAUCCCAGAGGAAGACUAAGAAAGUGGAUACUUUCAGAAAUUUAUCCAGCUCUUCCUCUGAUGGUGAUACCAGUUCCUCUGAAGAUGAGUACAUGGAGUCUUCAAUCAACUCCAGAUGCAAGAUGAAGACAGCCGGGAGGAGUAAGGAGAGUUCUGAUGAGGAUAGCUUGAGGGGACUGAUUGGUGGGAGACCUGAUGAUUUAGAGAACCUGGGAUACUCUAGUGAUGAUGAGAAAGCUGAGUCUUCCAGUUCUAGUCUUGAGGAUGAUGAGCCUGUUCCGGAAGAGAAUCUGAAGAAGGCAAGAAUGACUGAGAUGGAGUUGGAGAAGCAGCUGAGAAUGGCCAGAGAAGCAAGGAUUGAGCUGGAGAAGAAGAACAGACUCCAGAAGAAGGUGGGAAAGAAGAGUAGGCCUGCUGCUGAACGUAGAGUGUGAGACAGAUGUCUUCUGAG